UAAGUGAUAAGUGCAGCAACUGUAGUCCCAAUCCCAUAUCCCGACUCGUACGCAGUGAGCGCAUGCGGAAGCACGAGGGAGGGGAAGGGGGGUUUCAGAGAGGAUUUUUUCAUUCACUAUGCAUCAUUCUUCGUCCCCCCCCCCAGGGCCUGCUGACCAAGCUGGGUCGCAAGAUGGCUGAGUUCCCUCUGGAGCCGCCCAUGAGCAAGGUGCUGAUCGCGAGUGUGGACCUGGGGUGCAGCGAGGAGAUCCUCACCAUCCUGGCAAUGCUGUCCGCGCAAAACAUAUUUUACAGGCCACGGGAGAAGCAGGCGCAGGCCGACCAGCGCAAGGCCAAGUUCUACCAGCCCGAGGGCGACCACCUCACCCUGCUGGCGGUGUACGAGCAGUGGAAGGCGGCAAAGUUCAGUGUGCCCUGGUGCAAGGAAAACUUCAUCCAGGACCGCUCCAUGAAGCGCGCUCAGGACGUUCGCAAGCAGCUGCUCGCCAUCAUGGACCGCUACAAGCUGGAGCAGGUGUCGGCAGGGCGCAACUACACCAAGAUCUGCAAGGCCAUCACCUCGGGCUUCUUCUUCCACACGGCCCGCAAGGACCCGCAGGAGGGCUACAAGACGGUGGUGGAGCAGCAGCCCGUCUUCAUCCACCCCUCCUCCUCGCUCUUCCAGCAGCAGCCCGACUGGGUGCUCUACCACGAGCUCAUCCUCACCACCAAGGAGUACAUGCGCGAGGUGCUGGCCAUCGACCCCAGGUGGCUGCCCGAGCUGGCGCCGCGCUUCUUCAAGCCCGCCGACCCCAACAAGCUCUCCCGCCGCAAGCGCUUCGAGCGCAUCGAGCCGCUGUACGACAGGUACAACGACCCCAACGCAUGGCGCCUGUCGCGUCGCCGCGGUUAGGGUGGUUGAGGCGGUUGAGGAAGAGGCGGCGGUUGUGGCUUGGGAGGCAGCGAUGGAAGCGGGAUGCGGGUGGAAGAAAGGUUCUUACGCGGGAGUGGUGGAGGGAAGGGAUGCAGGGGUGUGCAGCGGGGGGGGGGCACCGCAGGGUGCUGUUCUGCCAGCCUGGAUGCGAUGGACGUGCGGUGCGUACUCUGCCCUCCUUGACGGCCAGUCUGCCCGUCUGCCGGUCUGCUAUCCCGUCUGUGUGUCUGUCUGCAUCUACCAAGACCUGCACUCGCAACUCGCAUCGGAUGGAGCCAUUGUGCCUGCGUACGUGUUUUGCUAGCAGGUUCCCGGUGAUGCUGUUGGAGGCGGGAGCGGAAAGGGGUGCAUAGCUGGUUAGCUGUGUGCUGAGGUGGUGUACAUAGGAGGGCGGUUAGGUGUGUACGGCAGGUGCCGUCGUGUGGCCGGUACUGUACCGCCUCGACUACUACCGGUCCGCAGCAUGUGCCUAGUAACAGCACGAGUAGCACCGAACAGGGUUGGGGCUGCAUGCAGGCACAACGGCUGUGGUAAAGAACUGGUGCGGUGUCGGCGGCGGGAGGUCAAAGACUGUACCAAACCAUGGGAAACCACUGGUUGGGGCAACAGGGCUCAAGUGUAGGUACACGGCGAAGGGAGCUGUAGGGCCCUCUGCUUGGGCGGAGGCUGAGGUGGAAGGUGCAUGGUGACCAUCCUAACUAGCUAGCGCCUGUUGAUUUGCAGUUGGCUUGGUACCGGUAGUUUUGUUCAGACGUACGGUAGCUGUCCCUUACAGGAUUGAACGGUGGGUGCUGGGUGGCCGAGUGUAUCGGUUGUGGGACUGGACGGUGACACGGGGGGGGGGUAGCUGUGACAGCGCGAUGGGCUCUGUAGCAUUAGAAGGACCGAAACAUCUACAAGAGGCAAGACCAUCAUGGCACAGGGUUUGCAAAGCGGCCUGGUGGGGGACUUCCGUGGGUUGGUACGGUAGCUUGCAUCGGGCUGUGGACUCUGGAAGUUCGGGGCGCGUUACAUGGUAAAGCAGCAAGAGCAUAUUGGGAAGCGGCUGAUCAGGGAGUAACUAUCGGGC
Astrephomene gubernaculifera is the source of this 1983-nucleotide messenger RNA. NCBI's taxonomy places the organism in Eukaryota, Viridiplantae, Chlorophyta, Chlorophyceae, Chlamydomonadales, Astrephomenaceae. The record is from the annotation of a GenBank genome assembly.